GGGCAUGUGUGAGGAGGAGCAGGGGCCAGCACUGACGAGUGAGAGGAGCUCACUGACCUGAGAUGCCUUCGACUCCAGAGCAGCCCUUUGGGCGGGUGGAGGCAGCGUCCCCUGCCCCGGAGCCCACCUCCUGGCCCCCGCUGCCCUGCGGGCCCUGUAUCCCCAUCAUGCUGGCCCUGGCCUCCAUCGCUGCCCUCUUCCUGGUCGCUACAGCUGUGCUGGCCGAUCGCCUGUUCCGCCGAUCUCUUCAUCCAGCCCCCAGCCACGGCGCCCCCACCCUUGUCUGGCGCCCCGGAGGAGAGUUGUGGAUCGACCCCAUAGGCACCCCAAGAGAACGCUCUGAAGACUGGUAUGGCUGUGCGGUGCCCCUGCUGACUGACAGGGCUCCGGACCCUCCUACCCCUGGGGGCACCUUGGAGGCCCGAGCGACAGCCCCCCCAGCCCCUUUAGCCCCACCCGCGCCCUCAGCCCCACAGUCCCUUCCCAUUUCCUUGGUCCCCCAGGCCCCACCCCGAAGUAGUACCUUCAGGGGAGCCCAGGCCUGGGAAGGGAGGCCCCAUCCCCCAGGCCUGGUGAGCUGGGCUGAAGCUGAGCCGAGGCCAGAGGCCAGUGUGUACUGGGGGAGUCCCCAGGCCCAGAGGCCACGACCAGUAAGCCCUGAUCUUGAGUGGGGCCUCCAGCCUCGGGUCACCCAGGAGCAGAUCUCAGCUUUCUGGAGGCGUGAAGGCCGGACCAGCAUCAGGUUCUGAAUCCCCAGGGCUGGGGGACUGAUCUCUCAAGACCCCUGAGGAAGGCCUGACCUCAGGAGGCUCAAGCCUUGGAACCCGGGUUGAUCCCCGAAGGGAGAACAUCCAGCCUUUCACAUCUGGCUCUCAGUGUCCCUGGAUAUGGGUCUGGGCAGGCUGAGUAUGGACAGAGACGGUGCAAAAGCCCAGAGGUGCGUCUGCUCAGCUGCUUUGGCAGAGAGAACAGAAGCCACAGAGAGCAGACAAGCAGGAAAUAGCUUAAAUGCGACAUCCACCUUCCUUCAGGGUGGGUCUGAGAUGCCGAUAUUGGGGUGCGGGUGCUCUGAACACUGAAGAACAGACCGGUGAUGACAGAGGUCAGUCGUUCUAGCAGGAGCGGAUGGAAGCCACACCCCAGAGCCAUAAAUUUCCCUGUGUUCAGGAAGACGUGAAGGGAGGUCAAGACCAGGCAAAGGGACAUUUCACUAUAAGGAACUGUGGCUUUGACUCCAGCUCACAGCAGGGUGUGUGGCGAGCUGUGCCGAGAGGCCCCUCCUGCCUGCAGCUGGGACCUCGAGCCCAAGGGGGCCAGGGUCCUCAACAGUCCUCUUGAGGCGGGCACGUCUCUGGGGGCUGAUCCCUCUGGGAAGGACCACUGCCCAGGGCACGGCAAUCUGCCCGUCCAGGCGCUGCAGUGAUCCGGAAAGACUUGCCCCACGACAGGCUUACUUCUACGGUUCAGCACUGAGCCUGGAACAGUCCUUGUCUGUGUCAGCUGACAACCCCGGGAAAGGAGCCAGGGUUGGGGGAGCCACGCAGAGUCCCUCUUCUCCAGGCUUGUUUUCCCAAGCUUCAGUGUGACUGUUAGGAUUUUUGUCAUAUUGGAUUACCACCUGUAUGAUGAGUCACUCUGUCUAAUUGUCUUCAAGUUAGAUUAUUAUUUGCUCAAUAAAUUUAUGUUUAAAGGA
Messenger RNA from Condylura cristata (star-nosed mole), 1693 nucleotides. Its product is annotated as chromosome unknown open reading frame, human C16orf54. The transcript has 2 exons. Lineage: Eukaryota; Metazoa; Chordata; Mammalia; Eulipotyphla; Talpidae. The record is from RefSeq and is a predicted model, not a curated record. Bases 63 to 749 code for a protein of 228 amino acids.